This is a messenger RNA of Manduca sexta (tobacco hornworm), 1673 nucleotides long. Its product is annotated as putative odorant receptor 92a. Gene Ontology annotation, molecular function: odorant binding; olfactory receptor activity. Gene Ontology annotation, biological process: sensory perception of smell; detection of chemical stimulus involved in sensory perception of smell. The transcript has 7 exons. Bases 123 to 1346 code for a protein of 407 amino acids. Gene Ontology annotation, cellular component: plasma membrane. Lineage: Eukaryota; Metazoa; Arthropoda; Insecta; Lepidoptera; Sphingidae. The record is from RefSeq and is a predicted model, not a curated record.
AAAAUUGUGUCAACUCUCGAGGCAUCAGUUUUCUUUCAAUCAAUAUUCUAUCUCGACGUCACUUUGCUUACCAUUAGGUGUAGAGGAGUCACUUUGGUAAAAAGACACUAUAGACGUUAAACAUGGCCGAAACUCUUUUAGACAAAUUGUUGUCGAAAAUCAACAUUUUGUUUCGAUGCAGUGGCACCAACAUUGCCAUUGGCAAAGCUGCCCCGACUAACACUAAAAGGAACCGUUGCGUAUAUGUUAUAAACUUAAUUUUGCUCAACACUGAUGUUCUUGGAUCCACUUGCUGGUUUAUAUCAGGCCUAAAAAGCGGUAAAAGUUUCACUGAAUUAACUUAUAUUGCACCAUGUAUCAUUCUUAGUAUUCUAAGUGAUAUGAAGUCAAUGUCCAUUAUCAUUUAUGAGAAGAAAGUGUACCAACUUAUGGAAAAUUUGAGAAUGAUGGAAGCACACGAAAGGAUUCGAGAGAAUACUGCAGAAAGAGGAAAGAUAAUAGAGAAAGGAGUAAAUUUCUUGAAUCUGGUAAUCAAUGUGUUAUAUGUUUUAAAUAUAAUUUUGUUAGUAUGUUUUGCAUUCCAUCCACUUGUUGUGAUGAUGUUGAAUUACAAGAAGACAAACGAGAUAGAGCUUCUGUUGCCGUUCCCUAUUGUGUAUCCGUUCGAUGCUUACAACAUCAAGGUUUGGCCAGUGAUUUACCUUCGGCAGAUAUGGUCAGAAAUUGUGGCCGUAUUCAACAUUUGCGCAGCUGACUUCGCUUUCUAUAACUUCUGCUCCUACAUCACUAUUCAGUUUAGAUUACUCCAGUAUGACAUUGAACAUGUCAUAACGGGAACUCAAAAGUCGAUCUACAACGAUGAAAUGCGUAGCGGCAGAAUACGAAAUAAAUUAGUAGAAAUUAUUAAAAGGCACCAGGAAUUGAUUACGUGCGUGAACCUAUUGGAAAACAUUUACUCUGUAUCGAUGUUGUACAAUUUUAUAUCAAGCUCUGUUAUUAUUUGUCUCACCGGAUUUAAUGUGACGGAAAACAAAGACAUGAUUCUAGUGAUUACAUUCUUCACUUUCCUCUUCAUGGGCUUGCUGCAAAUAUUAUUCCUUUCUUUCUUCGGAGACAUGUUGAUGGAUGCGAGCAUUGAAGUGAGUAAUGCUGUCUACAAUAGCAAAUGGUACUUAGUUCCUCCAAAAACGCGCAAGACUUUACUUUUAAUUCUAACUCGUGCUCAAAAACCUUGUAAGCUGACAGCAUACGGUUUCGCUGACGUCAGCCUAAAAGCAUUUAUGAAGGUGUUGAGCACGUCGUGGUCCUAUUUCGCCCUGCUUAAAACUGUUUACAGCACAGAAUGAUCAAGCAAUUUUGAAUAUCUAUCGAAACAUAAUUAUUGUAGAUUAAUAAAAAUACACAUAAUCUAUUUUUGAAAGUUUCUAAAAUAUUUACAAAAUAUUUUGAAUUUCUUAUCUUUUAAAGCUUACUUAAAUUAGUGUUAUAAAACACAAACGUUGACAAAAACUAAUUAUCGAAACCACAGGAACCACGUAGAUCAUGUUGUGUAACGAGAAAUGGAGAGAAAUAUGUUAAUGACAACUCACUUAUUAGUGUAGAGCUGCAAAAGAAGAUAGUUGUACAAUUUCUUAUAUGUUUCUUUUUUAAAUUUACACGAUCUAUUUAUUGCU